Messenger RNA from Capsicum annuum, 854 nucleotides. Its product is annotated as putative wall-associated receptor kinase-like 11. Gene Ontology annotation, molecular function: ATP binding; protein serine/threonine kinase activity. Gene Ontology annotation, cellular component: plasma membrane. The record is from RefSeq and is a predicted model, not a curated record. NCBI's taxonomy places the organism in Eukaryota, Viridiplantae, Streptophyta, Magnoliopsida, Solanales, Solanaceae. Gene Ontology annotation, biological process: protein phosphorylation; cell surface receptor signaling pathway.
UAGAUUAUAGAAUAGAUUAUAGAAAUAGAUAUAAAUUAUAGAUUGUAGAUAUAGAUAGAUUAUAAAUAUAGAUUCAAAGUAAGUUGAAAAUUGAAGAAAAUUGUUGGCAUAAGAAUUGAAGGUAUGACAAAUGCAAGGAUGUAAGUAGAAAUAACUGUGAACUUCAACCUUCUCAAAAUAUCUUUUUCUAAUUAAAGACAAGUCUUGGUGCAAUAAUAAACCGUAACAUAAUUUAAACAUUAAUUUGUCAACAAGUGCUUUUCUCAAUUUGUGAUACCACCUGAGAUAGGAGUCUUCUUUUCGGAUUCUUUGACCUGAUCCAAUAAGACAACUAAGAAAUAUAUAGUGUCGUUUGAGAUUAUUCUAUCCCAUGUAUAUUUGGUGUGAUGUAUGAACUAAUUCCGAAACUAUUUUAUCCCACCAUUUAUAUUAAAUUGGUGGAAUUACUAUCGAUAUGGAGAGUGGAAUAAAAUAGUUUUUGGUGGGAUAUCCAUUGAGUGUAACACAGGACUCUGUAACUUCGCAAUUGGAUUUUCAAUUCAAAACUGACGUAUUACCUACCAGGAGAAUAAUAUAAAGCCUGAUCUUCCACAAGUACAAAGUUCAAGAUUUUAACUACAAUUCUUACCCUCUGGAAGCCACAGAGAAAACUAAGAUUUGAAAGUGGAAAAAGCUCAUUGACAUCCUCCACAAAAGUAUAGGAAAUAAAAAACCAAUAUGACACUUACAUUUUAUGUAUUUCUCUACUGCAUAUCAUCCUAAUAUUGUUUUGUAUGUUAUCAGCCAUUCAAGGAUGCACCAAUUGCACAGACGUAUAUUACAAGUCAAAGCAGUCUCGCACAAUCAGUCUCAGU